AAGGAGCGAGACGCUGGGGAGGGAAGGAGGAAGAGAGGGAGGAGGAAGAGGAAGAGGAGGAGAAGGAGGAGGAAGGAAACGAGGCAGGGGAGGGAGAAAGCAAAGGAAAAAAGGAGGGAGGAGGGGGCAGUGAUGAAGGGAGUGAAAGAGAGGAGUGCCGUGAAGCAAGCAUGAGGUUUUCACUUUCCGUUCUCCCCUCAGCAGCAGUCAGAUGAGUCCUCGCAGAGAUACAAGAGAAGUGCCUUCUUUUGCUGACCCCUGGGGCUGUUUGGCUCCGCUGAAGCCACCUCUGUGCCUGGCCAUGUCCGCCGGAGUUGCCGGCCACACCAGGAGCCCCAGGACUGCCGAGCCCUUCCACUGAGCCUCCACACCUCCAUCCUUCCCUCCAUCUCCUGCUGCCCGCCCGACCUCCGCCUUUUCUCCAUCCAUGUCAGUCAGCCUGCUUCAGAGGAAGUCAACCACUCCCACCGCCGCAGACAGACUCCGAUAGUGAAGACAGCUUUUAUCGUCUACCUGUGAGGAGAAGGAGAUUGUCCCCUUCGCUGUCCCCUCCACUGCAGCCUACUCCGCCUCGUCCUUGCCUAUCGUUUCCUCUCUGUCCUCCUUCCCUCUUUCCUCCAGCCCUGCAUCUUUUCAUCAUGGGCCAACUCAAUCGAUAAUGCGUUUUGCCAUUCAUCUCAUCUGACAGCUCGGCCGUGGAGCGAGGCGCGAGAACUGGUGUGCGCGGGAGAGAGAGAACGAGAGAGACAGAUUGCCAAGCGAACGUCUGUGGCCGUCACCAGCCCGGGCCCCGGGUGACAGGCGGUGAAGGAUUCCUUUUACAGCCGCAAACAGACUCUUGGGAUCGGCUGCAGGUUGUAGGCGAGUCUCAGGCCUCACAGGCUUCACCUUAGAACCAGACCGCCAGGACAAAAACCUCUUAAAACUGGAUUCCCCCCAUGUCAUUUACUUCGUCAGACUUCUCUGUUGUCCCGGUAGAAACACACAGACUUGUAAUUGCACUCGCUGGAUAUCUGCUCCACUUUAUCGACCCCUUCGGCCCGGUUCAAAAUGGCGGUGAACAUGGCGCCGAUGCGAGACACGAAGUGGCUGACGUUGGAGGUCUGUCGGGAAUUUCAGAGAGGGACGUGUUCGCGGCCAGACAGCGAGUGCAAGUUCGCUCACCCUGCCAAGAGCUGUCAAGUGGAAAACGGCAGAGUCAUUGCCUGUUUUGACUCACUCAAGGGCCGCUGUUCCAGGGAGAACUGCAAGUACCUCCAUCCUCCUCCUCACCUAAAGACCCAGCUGGAGAUCAAUGGAAGGAACAACCUCAUCCAGCAGAAGAACAUGGCGAUGCUGGCCCAGCAGAUGCACCUCGCGAAUGCAAUGAUGCCCGGCACACAGCUACAGCCAGUGCCCAUGUUUUCAGUCACACCCGGCCUUGCCACUAACGCCAAUGCGGCGUUUAACCCCUACCUGGGCCCUGUGUCGCCCGGCCUGAUACCCGCCGACAUCAUGCCCAGUGGUCCCGUACUGGUCACCAGCAACCACAGCGUCCCUGUUGCUGCUGCCGCCGCCGCACAGAAGCUCAUGAGAACAGACAGACUGGAGGUGUGUCGGGAAUAUCAGCGGGGUAACUGUACACGCGGGGAGAACGACUGCCGCUUCGCCCACCCGUCAGACAGCACUAUGAUCGACACCAACGACAACACAGUCACUGUGUGCAUGGACUACAUAAAGGGCCGCUGCACGAGGGAGAAGUGCAAGUACUUCCACCCUCCAGCUCACCUGCAGGCCAAGAUUAAAGCCGCCCAGCACCAAGUCAACCAGGCUGCAGCCGCUGCAGCCAUGAAUGAGUCGGCUGUCAAAUCACUGAAGCGACCCCUCGACGCAACUUUUGACCUGGGGCUCCCUCCCGUUUUGCCUCCUUUACCAAAGAGACCUGCACUUGAAAAAGCCAACGGUGCCACCACGAUGUUCAAUGCUGGCGUAUUCCAGUACCAACAGGCCCUGGCCAACAUGCAGUUUCAGCAGCAGGCUGCCUUCAUACCAUCAGGCUCGAUAUUUUGCAUGACACCUGCAACAAGUAUUGUACCCAUGAUGCACGGUGCUACUCAAGCCACUGUGUCUGGAGCCAACACAUCUGCCACAAGUGUUCCCUUUGCAACCGCAACAGCCAAUCAGAUUUCAAUGAUAUCUGCCGAGCAUCUGGCUAGUCACAAGUAUGUGACCCAGAUGUAGGAGACUCAAUCAGAACAAUGGAACGGGAGCGUGCUGGCGUGGAUUCCGAGAUGAGCAGUCACCCUUCAUGCCUGCAACAUCGAGCGAAGAGGAACCAGAGCCCCGGACUGGUUUGGGAUUAAAUCUGCAUGUUAACAUAGGAGGCACAGUUUUGUCAGGAGCGUUUUCUUGUGUAUUUCAUGCACACUAUUACACGACAACAACAGAAAAGAACAUAAUUUGCAUUACAGACUGCCUUUCGCUCAGUCGAGGCCACUUACCUUUAUUCACCGGACACACUUUGAAUGUGGAAAUGAGGUAAACGCGCGGAGCAGUCGAGAGGAACAAAACAAUCGACUGUUGUAUCGGUACGUCCAUUGACCAAGAAUCAUGACUUGUGGUGUUUGUUUAGCUCAUCGAUUGUUGGUCUCUGACUCAAACGUGUUCAUUUGUUUACACAGAGGUGCACCUUGUAUUUCAGUUCAAAGGAAACUAAUGAUCUUACUGAAUCCAAUAUGCAUGCACGCUGAUUUUUUCAUUAACGAUUUUUGUUCUGUUAUAAAACCAAUGAUAAGGGAAAUUACAUGAGUGCACUCAGAGGCGAAAUAGCAACUGAAUGUGUGUGAGGUGUCUUUCAAACCUUUGUAGCCUACCUUUCUGUCUUUUAAGCACAUGUCUUUAAACCCUGUGAAGUGCCACACAUCCCCUAAAACACGCCAAAUGGUAUUCAGGCAGUGUUGCAUAGUAUCAAACUCAACAAUUCCCUUUAAAUCCUUCUCUAGUUUCUCUCACGGGGCAACUUGUAGCGUCCGGCGCCGUGACCUGUGUGUACCUGGGAUCCCAAACAGACCCAGUUCUGAUUAGAUUCCCCCAGAUUGUCUGCUUUACUCAAAUCUAUGGACUGAAUAGGUUUUUUUGAUUUUUAAUUCUUCGCCGUUUAGGUCAGUUGUGUUCGUUGAGUCUAUUGAGUCGUAUGAGAGCUCUCGUCCUGAGGGAGACCAAAGACUCGAAUAGCUUUGAAACAAAAUGGCCAUCAGUCGGUAUCCAAACUGCUGUGAGAGACACACAACUCUAAUCUACGGUGCAACUGGCGAUGGAUAUGGGAUUUGCAUGACCGGAUUUGUGUUCAUUUGAAUGGUUAUGCAUAUUUUAAAGGCAGGAUGUAAAGGUAGAGGUUAGUAUGUGGUGUAAUGGAGUGUGUUUGUGUGUGUGUGUGUGUGUGUGUGCGAGCGUGUGUGUAUAUAGUCUGACAUAUUUAUGAAUAUUUGUUACCUGAGAGCUGUUUUCAGAUAGUCAGCCAAAGUUUUUUGUGUCACUGUUGUUAGAUGUUGUGGGUAGAGUUUAGAGGGGCUGACUUUUAAAAAAAAAACGCACGGGGGGGGACUGAUAAGCGAGUCCGCAGAAGGGUCGGGUGUUUAGAGUAGAUCUCUAGAAGAGUUUUCUUUCUGUUGUCGUUGUGUUCUGGGUGUUCUUCAGGCAUAUUUAAUCGGUGGCUAGUACAGGGAAUGUGGCAAGAAUAUAAACGAUUGUAUUACUCAUCCAAAGCCUUAGAAUGUACCAUCGGGUCAGCACAAUGCAACAUGCCAUUUUGACUCAUCCAGUUGCCUAAUCCACGCCAUACCAACACACACACACACACAGAGCACUAUGUAAUUGUCACUUUUUUUUGUUAGUGUUUUCUUAACCUUACUGGAGGUUUGUCUCCUUUAGACGAGGAGUGUUUCACUUUAUUUUGUUUUGUUGACAUGUCGAUUUUAGUUUAAAUUUUCAGUUUGGCUUAUAAUAUUUAUCUUUCUUAUAAUGAAAAUAAGGAUUUAAAACAAAAAAGAGUGUGUUUUUGUGUGUUCCCUCAUGCACAGUUUCCUGAAAUUCCAUGUAGUGUUAAUUUGAGUAUGAUUAUGAUUGUAAACUCAAUAUUUUCUACGUUAUGCAUAUUGUUGAACUGUAUGCACAUUGUUCAUUUCUCUAGUCUUUUUUUUGUCCUCUUUGAACAAAGAUGUUUUAUAUGAGUAUCUAACGGUGAUGAAAUAAUAGAACAGAGAGGCAGAGUUGUCACUGUGGCAACCGCUGCCGAUAACCGAGUAAUAUUUUAACGAUUGUAAGGUUUGUAAGUAGUCAAAUAAUAAGAUAAAAAAAAAGACUAUUAUAAAAAAAAAUCUAGUUCUUAGAUGUUUAGAGUAAAGAUGUUAUUUUCUACUGUAUCCAUUUCAAAUAGUAAAGUAUUGUUUGAAUAUUUUUACUCUCCCUGGAAAUUGGGCCAUGUUGGAAAACAAGCUGCAUAUUUGAUCACUUUUUCAGGGGCGUCGUUGCCGGCGGGAUCAGGUGAAGCGAGUCCGAGCGCUCGUCUCCUCCUCAGCCAACUGCAAACAACGAGGGCGGGGUCGGGGGAAACUCGAGGCGAUAAAGGCGAUAAAAAAAAGGUUGACUUUUUUGCACUUCUGUACAUAGUCAAAAAAGAGAGAAUCAUGUAUAUUGAGAUCUUAUUUUGAAUAAAAAAAAAAAGAAGACGUCUAUGACGACAAGGAAUUUUGCUAGGAUAACGACAAAAAAAAAUAUCUUACGAAAGGCUGAACAAAAUUGCUUGCAUCAAAAAGGGCAGCGAGUUCUCACGCUCCGAAACCCGUUUCAGAAAAAAAAGGCCAAGUGUUGCUCUUCUUUUUUGUCAGCAGCUUGUAGUUUGCCAGGUAACCUUCCGGAGGAGGCGUCCACUGCCCUCCAGCGCGAGGGCCUGACUGGGUUUGUCUGGUCCCCGAACCUGCCUGUGUGGACAGGUCUGUGUGUCAUGGCCACGCCCUCCCAGGCCCAACCAAUCACAACAUGUCCUGUCUCUUUACUUUACUCAGAGAAGAAUGCAUGUUCAAGGAAAAACUACAUAUACCGUUUUAGAAGUAAAAAAACUCAUGACACAGUAAUAUUGAAUAAGAAAGAUGUAUUUACAGUAUACAAUAUUCUAUCAAUGUAAUGGAGUAAAAUAUAUAUAUUAAAAAAAAUACAAAAAUAGAAUAGUGGUUUAUUUAGAGAAAAGAAGAAAAAAAAAGAUUCCUGAGAAUACACUCGCUCAAGUUUCACCACUUGGAGAGUUCAAACACAUGCAACACAAACACCAUAGUUCUAAGUAUGUUCUUUCUGUUCAUGUAAGCUGUGCUUAGUAGAUGAAACUGACCAAACAGGAACGUGGUUCAACAUCAGGCAGAAUUUAAUAAAAGAGCAUAUCUUCAGACAGGAAAUACCUGGUAGCGGUUUGGUCAUAAAGUCGUUGGUUAGAAACCAGGGCCGGGUCUAGGCAGGGGCAAGAGGGGGCCUGGCCCCCUCAAAUAAAUGUUGUGCCCCCUCAAACUAAAUAGGGUUAGGGUUAGGGUUAGGCACAAUGCCCCCUCAAGAUUUGUGGCUGCCCCCUCAUACAUGCCUGUCUAGACCCGGCCCUGUUAGAAACGCUGUCCUGAUCAUCUCUCGUCCUCUCUCAUCUUCUACAAGCACGCAUGCUUACGUUUACGAUAUAGUGUAAAACUGAAACCUUUUGAUUUUUUUCUCUGUUUGUUGUUUGUUUUCUCUGCUUGUAGUGCCGAUAUGAUGUAUUCUGUCCUCUGCCGCGGUUUGUUUCUGCUUGUUUCACUGUCCCAGGCCCCGUGAAAGGAUGUGUCGGGUCCGCGGUGCCGCUCGCCCGCUGCAGAAAGAGAGAGAGAAACCCACUGAUUGUCACAGUCUAAAGCCAUAAAAAUACAAUCUCAUCAGAAUGAACCGUGUGUGAAGAGAGCAGAUGUGGGACAGAGGUGGAGAGCGGCACCUGCUGAGGUUUUAUCAACUAUGUUUAAGAACUGAAGUCAUGAAUGUAAUUAGCAGAACCUGCCGUGUGCCAACUUUGAUAGAUUAAGAGAAGAAGAAGGUUCCUGGCACAUGUUUUCACGAGGCCUGUAUUGCUAUCUUGAUUCUUGCUGUUAUGAAUAAAAAAAUGGAAUAAAAAACUACAAAUUAA
Pleuronectes platessa (European plaice) is the source of this 6172-nucleotide messenger RNA. RefSeq names its product muscleblind-like protein 1. Lineage: Eukaryota; Metazoa; Chordata; Actinopteri; Pleuronectiformes; Pleuronectidae. The record is from RefSeq and is a predicted model, not a curated record. Bases 1051 to 2220 code for a protein of 389 amino acids. The transcript has 11 exons. Gene Ontology annotation, molecular function: metal ion binding.